AUGGCCCUGGGUGAGGUGGAGCUGGUAUUCCCCAACAAUGACCCUGCAGCAUCCAUGGUGGCUUUCUAUGGCUGCCUGCUGGCUGAAGACGUUCCCUUGCCCAUCGAAGUGCCCCUCACGCAAAAGGACGCAGGCAGCCAGCAGAUCGGGUUCUUGCUGGGAAGCUGUGGGGUGACGGUAGCCUUGACGAGUGAUGUCUGCCACAAAGGGCUGCCAAAAAAUCCGACCGGGGAGAUCCCACAGUUCAAAGGUUGGCCAAAGCUCUUAUGGUUUGUCACAGAGUCAAAAUUUCCCUCUAAACCUCCUCGGGAUUGGUUCCCACACAUUAAGGAUGCAAAUAAUGACACUGCAUAUAUCAAGUACAAGACAUGCAAGGACGGAAGCGUGCUCGGGGUGACUGUGACCGGGAUCGCAUUUCUCACCCACUGCCAGGCCCUCACCCAGGCCUGUGGCUACAUGGAAGCUGAAAUGAUUGUGAAUGUGUUGUAUUUCAAGAAAGACGCUGGGCUCUGGCAUGGAAUCCUAACAGUAAACGACAGCAACCAGCUCCCGGGCCGAGGCGUUCUCUCCAUGAAUGGCCUGACCUACGGGGUCAUCCGAGGGGACUCGGAAGAGAAGCUGCCUGUACUCACUGUGCAGGACGUCGGCCUCGUGAUGCCUGGAGCCAUCAUGUGUUCGGUGAAGCCGGAUGGGAUUCCUCAGCUGUGCCGGACGGACGAGGUCGGGGAGCUCUGCGUGUGUGCAGUUGCUACGGGCACAUCCUAUUACGGGCUUUCGGGGAUGACCAAGAACGCCUUCGAGGUGUUCCUGGUGAUGAGCUUGGGGGCCCCGGUCAGCGAGUACCCCUUCGUGAGGACAGGCCUGCUGGGCUUCGUUGGCCCCGGGGGGCUCGUCUUCACGGUGGGCAAGAUGGAUGGGCUGAUGGUGGCCAGCAGGCGCGGACACAAUGCCGACAACAUUGUGGCCACUGUGCUGGCCAUGGAGCCCAUGAAGUUUGUCUACCGAGGAAGGAUCACCGUGUUUUCGGUGACCGUCCUACACGACGAGAGGAUAGUGAUUGUGGCUGAGCAGAGGCUGGACUCCACGGAGGAGGACAGCUUCCAGUGGAUGAGCAGGGUGCUGCAGGUGAUCGACAGCAUACACCAAGUUGGGGUUUACUGUCAGGCCUUGGUUCCGGCCAACACCUUCCCCAAAACCCCACUCGGGGGGGUCCAUUUGUCCAAAAUGAAGCAGCUUUUCCUGGAGGGCUCGCUUCAUCCCUGCAACAUCCUGAUGUGCCACCACACGUGCGUCACCAACCUGCCUAAGCCUCGGCAGAAGCAGCCAGAAAUCAGCCCUGCCUCUGUUGUGGUGGGGAACCUGAUGUCUGGGAAGCAGAUUGCACAGGCCAGUGGCAGAGACCUGGGCCAGACAGAAGACAACAACCAGGCCUGGAAGCUCCUGUUCCUCUCGGAGGUCCUGCAGUGGAGGGCACAGAACCCUGACCACGUGCUGUACACGCUGCUCAACGGCAGGGGAACGAUAGCAAACUCGCUGACUUGUGUCCAGAUGCACAAAUGGGCUGAGAAGAUAGCCAUGAUGCUGAUGCAGAGGGGGCACCUGCAGGACGGGGACCACGUUGCUCUGGUCUACCAGUCCCGAAUAGACCUCAUCGCAGCGUUUUAUGGCUGCCUGUACGCAGGGUGUGUGCCAAUAACUGUCCGUCCUCCACACCCGCAGAACAUCGCAACCACGCUGCCUACGGUGAAGAUGAUCGUGGAGGUGAGCCGCUCUGCCUGUUUGAUGACAACACAACUGAUCUGUAAAUUGUUGCAGUCCAGGGAGGCAGCUGCAGCCACAGAUGUCAGGGCAUGGCCCCAUAUACUGGACACAGAUGAUUUGCCAAAGAAGUGGCCCACCCAGAUCUACAAACCUUCCAACCCAGACAUGCUAGCCUAUCUUGAUUUUAGUGUGUCCACAACUGGGAUGCUAGCUGGAGUGAAGAUGUCACACGCAGCCACCUGUGCCUUCUGCCAUUCCAUUAAGCUGCAGUGUGAGCUCUACCCCUCUAGGGAAGUGGCCAUCUGCUUGGACCCUUACUGUGGACUCGGGCUUGUGCUCUGCUGCCUCUGCAGAUGA
Messenger RNA from Camelus dromedarius (Arabian camel), 2118 nucleotides. RefSeq names its product disco-interacting protein 2 homolog C. Lineage: Eukaryota; Metazoa; Chordata; Mammalia; Artiodactyla; Camelidae. The record is from RefSeq and is a predicted model, not a curated record.